Pedinophyceae sp. YPF-701 is the source of this 468-nucleotide messenger RNA. Lineage: Eukaryota; Viridiplantae; Chlorophyta; Pedinophyceae. The record is from the annotation of a GenBank genome assembly.
AUGAAGGGCGCAUCGUCUAUGUCUGCCUCCGCCAAGCGGAUUCAGAAGGAACUUGCCGAAAUCAGCAUCGACCCACCCGCGAACUGCUCCGCGGGGCCCAAGAACGACAAUAUUCUUGAAUGGGCUGCAACCAUCAUCGGCCCUGCAGGUUCGCCGUAUGCUGGUGGAACGUUCUUUCUGGACAUCGUCUUCCCACCAGACUACCCUUUCAAACCGCCUAAAGUGUCGUUCAGGACGCGCAUUUAUCACUGCAACGUGAGCACAUCUGGGCAAAUAUGUCUCGACAUUCUGAAAGAUCAGUGGUCGCCGGCGCUCACGAUCAGCAAGGUCCUCCUGUCGAUAUGUUCGCUCCUCACUGACCCCAACCCGCAUGACCCUCUGGUACCAUCCAUUGCUCAAGAGUUCAUGGCGGACCGCAAAGCCCACGACAAGAAGGCCAAGGAGUGGGCAGAGCGGUAUGCGAAGUGA